Frankliniella occidentalis (western flower thrips) is the source of this 1542-nucleotide messenger RNA. Its product is annotated as transient receptor potential cation channel subfamily V member 5-like. Gene Ontology annotation, molecular function: calcium channel activity. Lineage: Eukaryota; Metazoa; Arthropoda; Insecta; Thysanoptera; Thripidae. The coding region runs from base 52 to 1299 and encodes 415 amino acids. Gene Ontology annotation, biological process: calcium ion import across plasma membrane. Gene Ontology annotation, cellular component: membrane. The transcript has 6 exons. The record is from RefSeq and is a predicted model, not a curated record.
CCGGCCGUCACGACGGUCCCGCUCUCCGCCGGCGCGGCGCGGCUGGAGGCCAUGGGGCGGAUGGAGAGCCUGCUAGCCUCGAACGCGACGCCAGACUACAACUCCACGGCCGACUCCGGCAGCUGGGAGUCGACGACGUCCAGCGGGGAGGCGAGGCCACGGGGAUCGGACAACGACACCACCGUCGACAUGAGCGUCGACUUCGUCACCCAGAGGACUCGGGGAAGGGCGGCGCCUCCCCCCGGGCCGCUCGCGCGCGCCGAGGCCGCCGAUGAGGACGACGACGACGACGAUGACGACGGCGAGUGGUGGGACGAGACGUCGAGCACCUGCCGCCUCAUGCAGAUCAACACCCGCUCCGCGGCCGUGCGCAUCGCGGCCGAGGUGCUCCUCACCUUCGGGGCCGUGCUCUACAUCACGGCGGCGCUGCGCGAGGCGCGCUUCCUCGGCCUGCACAUGUUCAUAGAAAACCUGAUGACGGCCCCGUCUCGCGUCAUGUUCCUGUUCUCGUGCCUGUGCAUGCUGAGCAUGCCCUGGCUGCGGAUCGCCUGCGAGGAGGAGAAGGAGGACAUCGUGGCCGUCAUCAUCAUGCUCACCACCUCGCCCUACUUCCUCUUCUUCUGCAGGGGAUUCAAAACAGUCGGCCCCUUCGUCGUCAUGAUCUACCGCAUGGUCAUGGGAGAUCUGCUUCGGUUCGUGACUAUCUACCUCGUCUUUGUCAUGGGCUUCUCCCAGGCGUACUACAUCAUCUUUCUCACCUUUGACAACCCGCUUACGCCCGACGGCGUCGACGACACCGUCUCCAACCCCAUGCCGUCCCCAUCAGAGUCCGUCAUGGCCAUGUUCCUGAUGUCUCUCACAAACUUCGGCGACUACUACGGAGCUUUCGAGCGCACCGAGCACGAGAUAGAAGCUAAAAUUUUGUUUGUGGUGUUCAUGGCCAUCGUGGCCAUCCUGCUCGUCAACAUGCUCAUCGCCAUGAUGGGCAACACGUACCAGAAGAUUGCCGAGACGCGCAACGAGUGGCAGCGCCAGUGGGCUCGCAUCGUGCUCGUGGUGGAGCGAGGCGUCAACCCGGCCGAGCGGCUGCGCAAGCUCAUGUGGUACUCGCAGCCCAUGUCCGACGGCCGACGCGCCCUCGUCCUGCGCCUCAACCAAACGGAAGAAGAUAAGGAGGAAAUGAAAGAAAUUCUGGAGAUGAAGAGAGUGCACAUUCGCCAGGUUCAAAAGCGGAAGCUAAAAGGGAAACGGCCGUCAACGAUACCAACAAGUCCAAAGAAAAUCGACCUCUCUCUAUAAAUUACGCUGGCACACAGUUCCUAAAUGAAAUUGAAGGAUCGCUCACACGGUCAUAGAAGGGUAUUGUAGGUUGUAAGUGAUUACAACAGACUCAUUUCAAUAGAAAAGUAUAAUUUUUACAUUCUACAAAUGUACAUAUUUUUUACACCCUGUAAUAUCCUAACAUGAACAUAAUACAUAAUUUCAAAACGAUGUAACAGGUUACAUGCAAUAUUAUUUUCAGGACUUCCUUUGAUAAUUAAU